Scaptodrosophila lebanonensis is the source of this 1678-nucleotide messenger RNA. RefSeq names its product F-box only protein 9. NCBI's taxonomy places the organism in Eukaryota, Metazoa, Arthropoda, Insecta, Diptera, Drosophilidae. Gene Ontology annotation, cellular component: SCF ubiquitin ligase complex. Gene Ontology annotation, biological process: SCF-dependent proteasomal ubiquitin-dependent protein catabolic process. The record is from RefSeq and is a predicted model, not a curated record. Gene Ontology annotation, molecular function: protein binding. The coding region runs from base 212 to 1588 and encodes 458 amino acids. The transcript has 3 exons.
CUUGUAGUAAAAAGAUCUGUAAUUGUGAGUGGAAUUUCGGGUCUUCUUACCAAUGGCCACAUGUAUUCAGAUUCAGAAAAAGAAAAUUGGUUCAUGGUGCAGGGGUGAGACGCGCACUCCUUAUCAACAAUUCGCGCGACCCUUUAUCAUACGCUUUUCCGCAGUAAUAUAGACAAGCUACGAAUAGAGAUCCCGGGGCCCAUAGAGUUAGAUGUGCAGUUGCAUUUUGCAAAAAAAAUUUAAAAUGUCAGAUUCCAUAUCCAACAAUGACACGGAUGUGCGGACCCGACUUGAUGAGUUCCGAGCGGAUUGGCAGAGAGAGCUGCAUGGAGCGACACAGUCCGAUGAAGACGCGGGCGGUGGGAGCAGCAGUGGGCAGACCACAAAUUCCUAUGCUACCGAAGCAGACCAACUGCAGGCCAGAGCUGAGAGCCUUUAUCGCACUGCCGUCGAACUGGAGCGCCAGGGAAAAGUUUACGACGCGCUCCCCUAUUACCGGAAAGCGAUGCAAAUUGUACCUGAUAUAGAGUUUAAGUUCUAUGAACGACAGAAACUGAAUCAUGACGCCAACAAUAAGUACCAUAACCUGGCCAGCGAUUUGUCCAAGCAUCUGACCAUUAGCAAGAGCGAUGCAGAAGUGAAUGACGAUGCAGACGUGAUUGAAGAUCUUUACGGAAAAUUCAGUCGCGAUUUAUGUGGCGAGAUUUACGGCGGCAGAAUAUUUUUAAAUAGUCGUGACUCCAGCGUUCUAACAACCGCCCUGCAUAUUUCGGACUUGCCGACCGAAAUAAUACUAUAUAUAUUGCGGUGGGUGGUAUCUGCUCAGCUAGAUAUGAAAUCCCUCGAUCAGUGCUCAUCCGUAUGCAAAGGCUUCUAUGUAUGUGCACGGGAUGAGGAACUCUGGCGCCUGGCAUGCAUAAAGGUAUGGGGCCAUAACGUGGGCACCUUGGCGCAACAGGACUCCAAUGAAACUGACGACUCCUGCUACUUCUCCUGGCGAGAUAUGUUUUUGCGACGGGAGCGCGUUCUGUUCAAUGGCUGUUACAUAAGCAAGACGACAUACUUGCGUAUGGGCGAAAAUAGUUUCCAAGACCAAUUUUACCGUCCGGUACAAUUGGUUGAGUAUUACCGUUAUAUAAGAUUUCUUCCUGACGGAAAAGUACUCAUGAUGACCAGUGCUGAUGAGCCGGCGCAAGGCGUGGCAAAGCUGAAGCAACUGCAUAGCAGGGGUCCAGCAGACGUGCUACGAGGUCGCUACCGACUUUUCGGAAACUCUGUUACAUUAGUCCUCCAAAAGGCGCAUUCGAGGCAAGCGACUACACAAAACUAUGUGCGACAGAGGCGUGGCAGCCUUAUGCUCACUGAUGAGGAUACUAACAACACUCAAUAUGUCAUUGAGCUUCAGAUAAUGAGUUCAUCGCCCAAGCGACGGUUUGUCCAGCUGCUGUGGUCGCACUACUCUCUGGUUCAGAAGCGUAACAAAGUUGAGACAACUUCAGACUUCGACCUUACAGCAACAAAGUAUCCUCCAUUGUGGUUUUCACCAGUGCGAAGCUACCAUUAUGAUGCCGAUGCACCUUUAACCUGAGUUUUUAAUAACAUUGUAAAAAUAUAACAAUUGGCUAACCCGGGCAUAUUCUAAAUUGAAUUUUGUAAAUAGAGAAUAAUUGCUAAAUUA